Catharus ustulatus (Swainson's thrush) is the source of this 1286-nucleotide messenger RNA. RefSeq lists its product as uncharacterized. NCBI's taxonomy places the organism in Eukaryota, Metazoa, Chordata, Aves, Passeriformes, Turdidae. The record is from RefSeq and is a predicted model, not a curated record. The transcript has 5 exons. The coding region runs from base 111 to 845 and encodes 244 amino acids.
CAGGGGUUAGCAAAGUUGGGUGGUUCAGGGUUUCUGAGGGGCAUCAGGGACACUGGGGGGACCUGGAGGGAAUUGAGGCUCUGGUGGUGGUUCAGGAUUGCCGAGGGUGGAUGGGGAAUCAAAGUCACCCCUCCAGUUUUCCUUUGCAGCUGCCAGGAAGCUCCAGGAAAGGGCCCCCCCGCUGGAGGAUCCUCAGGCCACCUACAUGGAGCUGCGGGGGCCACAUGGGCAACCUUGGGAACCCAGUGACAUCUAUGGCAAUCUACAGCAAAACCUCCAGGAAGCCCCAGGACAGGACCCCCCGCAGGAUGGGGCUGGGCUGGACCCCCACGUCGUGGGCACCGAGCGGGCAGGGGGGACCCCCCCAUCACCUCCCCCAGGUGAGCACGAGGAGCUGCCGGGACCCCACGGGCGACAGCGGGACCCCAAUGACAGCUACGAGAACAUUCUGUGACACUGGGGGACACUGGGGACACUGGGGACACUUGGAGACCCCACCCGAGGGCCCCCCCUGUGUGUCCCCCGCCAGGUUCCCGCACUGGGCUGCUGCCUUGGUCUCUUGUGCCCGGGCGCUGCCGGUGCUGGUGCCGGGAGCGAUUGGUGCAAAGCGUGAGUUUGCCAAAGGAGCGAUUUGCCCUGGUCCCUCCCGGCCGAGGCCGCCAUGGCCCCUGAGGGGUUGGAGCUGGCACCGGGGCGCCCCCUGCUGGCCGGAAGUGCUCCCGUGCAGCGCCCCCUGCUGGCCGGGAGUGCUCCCUGCAGCGCCCCCUGCUGGCCGGGAGUGCUCCCUGCAGCGCCCCCUGCUGGCCGUGCCCAGAACUGCACCAAAGAUGAACAAACAGCCCUGAGCGGGUUGGAAAUUUCUGUUCUGCUCUUGCUGUUUGUUCAGUUCUAUUUUAAUAAAUUUUCUAAUAAUUUGACUGUUAUUCCUUUUCUUACAUUUUUUCCUGUAAGCCCCAUAAUUUUCACAGUUAUCUCAGUGUGGAGGGACGGGUCCUCUUUCCAUUCCAAGAAGGUUCCCGAAGGUUCCUGCUUUCCUUGGCAGAUGUUUCUCUUUGUAACCAAGAUGGUUUCCAACUCUUGGAUUCCAGCGUGAAUGGGGCAGACACUCCGAGAGCAGACAGGUUCAGAAACUUGGCCACCUCUUGCUCUGCCUUUUAAGCCCUUGGGCCACCAAGGGCCCUCUCCCAGGGACUUCAGGUCCCUCGGCCACUCAGGAGCUGGGUUUGGCAGAGCGUCACCCUGUCCCCAGUGACCCAUGGUUCACAGACUGAUUAACACAUGGGGCC